Messenger RNA from Elephantulus edwardii (Cape elephant shrew), 4842 nucleotides. RefSeq names its product protocadherin-related 15 (gene PCDH15). Gene Ontology annotation, molecular function: calcium ion binding. Gene Ontology annotation, cellular component: plasma membrane. The transcript is spliced from 32 exons. Gene Ontology annotation, biological process: homophilic cell-cell adhesion. The coding region runs from base 1 to 4842 and encodes 1613 amino acids. NCBI's taxonomy places the organism in Eukaryota, Metazoa, Chordata, Mammalia, Macroscelidea, Macroscelididae. The record is from RefSeq and is a predicted model, not a curated record.
AUGAACAGUAUUAAAGACUCCCUGGCCCACCCUUUGGCGGGACACUGGGGUAAAGGUGCUUCUGAGUGGACGCUCUAUGCCCCUCAGCACCGUUCUUUCCUGCUCCUUCCACCACCACCAGGCAGGGGAAGGAAAGGGACUCCAGACAGCAGAGCGCUCACAGCCCAGUCACACUUGACUUCCUGCCCGAGCGACACCAUGCUGUCUAGCAAGCCACUGGGACUCUCCAGAAUGAUCCUUGCCCUCGCUCUGUUGGUGUACCUGGGCACUCUGACAGAGGGGGCCCCUUCCAAGCCCGAAGAUCCCUGCUCUGAGGACUUACCUGAAGCGAAAGUGGUUAAGCAGACUAAGAAGAAAACUAAUGAUGACGAUCUGAAGAGAUUAUUGCCUUUAAGAUUUGGAAAGCGAUCUGUCCCUGAGACACUGACUUCAAACCUCUUGAUGGGUGACACCAUAGACAAUGUCCCCAGAACUAGGUUCCACUCCAAGCCCAAUGAAGAACUGAACCCCAUCAUCGUUACCCCACCUAUUGAAGCCAUUGAUCAGGACCGGAAUAUACAGCCACCAUCAGAUCGGCCAGGCAUUCUUUAUUCUAUCCUUGUUGGUACCCCUGAGGAUUACCCACGGUUUUUCCAUAUGCAUCCUAGGACUGCAGUACUCAGCCUCCUAGAACCAGUAAACAGAGACUUUCACCAGAAAUUUGAUUUAGUUAUUAAGGCAGAACAAGACAAUGGUCAUCCUCUCCCAGCCUUUGCCAGCCUACACAUAGAAAUACUGGAUGAAAACAAUCAGAGUCCGUAUUUCACAAUGCCCAGUUAUCAAGGCUAUAUCCUGGAAUCUGCCCCAGUGGGAUCAACCAUAUCUGACAGUCUAAAUUUGACCACCCCACUGAGAAUUGUAGUUCUGGACAAAGACAUAGAAGAUGUUCCACCAGGUGGUGUUCCUACAAAAGACCCAGAGGUUCAUCUUUUCCUGAAUGAUUACACCUCAGUCUUCACUGUCACACAGACUGGUAUCACUCGCUACCUCACCUUACUUCAACCAGUGGACCGAGAAGAACAACAGACAUACACCUUUUCAAUGACAGCAUUUGAUGGUGUACAAGAAAGUGAACCAGUUAUUGUCAAUAUUAGAGUGAUGGAUGCAAAUGAUAAUACCCCAACUUUCCCUGAAAUAUCCUAUGAUGUGUAUGUUUACACUGACAUGAGCCCUGGGGACAGUGUAAUUCAGCUCACUGCUGUCGACGCAGACGAAGGGUCAAAUGGGGAGAUCACUUAUGAAAUCCUGGUUGGGGCUCAGGGAGACUUCAUCAUCAAUAAAACAACAGGGCUUAUCACCAUCGCUCCAGGGGUGGAACUGAUAGUCGGCCGGACCUACGCACUCACUGUUCAAGCAGCAGAUAAUGCUCCUCCCGCCGAGAGAAGGCACUCCAUCUGCACUGUGUACAUUGAAGUGCUUCCUCCAAAUAAUCAAAGCCCUCCUCGCUUCCCACAGCUGAUGUAUAGCCUUGAAAUAAGUGAAGCUAUGAGGAUUGGUGCUGUUUUAUUAAAUCUACAGGCAACUGAUCGAGAAGGAGACCCAAUAACAUAUGCCAUUGAGAAUGGUGAUCCUCAGCGAGUUUUCAAUCUUUCAGAAACUACUGGGAUUCUAACCUUAGGAAAAGCACUGGACAGAGAAAGCACCGAUCGCUAUAUUCUGAUUGUCACAGCUUCAGAUGGCAGGCCAGAUGGGGCAACAGACCCAGAUGCUGGAAUAAAUGGCCAAGUAUACUAUAGUUUGGCUAACUUCAAUAAUCUUUUUCGCAUCACGUCUAAUGGAAGCAUUUAUACAUCAGUGAAACUUAACAGAGAAGUCAGGGACUACUACGAACUGGUUGUGGUGGCAACUGAUGGAGCAGUACACCCUCGUCAUUCAACUCUCACACUGGCCAUCAAAGUUUUGGAUAUUGAUGAUAAUAGUCCUGUGUUCACCAAUUCAACUUACACCGUCGUCGUCGAAGAGAAUUUGCCAGCUGGGACCACCUUCCUUCAAAUAGAGGCCAAAGAUGUGGACCUUGGAGCCAAUGUGUCUUAUCGGAUAAGAAGCCCAGAAGUGAAGCACUUUUUUGCCCUCCAUCCAUUUACAGGCGAACUAUCCCUUUUAAGGAGUUUAGACUAUGAAGCAUUUCCAGAACAAGAAGCCACUAUCACUUUUCUGGUGGAAGCCUUUGAUAUUUAUGGAACGAUGCCACCUGGUAUUGCCACUGUUACAGUGAUAGUAAAGGAUAUGAAUGACUAUCCUCCAGUGUUUAGUAAGCGGAUCUACAAAGGCAUGGUGGCCCCAGAUGCAGUGAAAGGUACUCCCAUCACAACUGUGUAUGCUGAAGAUGCAGACCCUCCGGGAUUACCUGCGAGCCGUGUGAGGUAUAGAGUAGAUGAUGUCCAGUUUCCUUACCCUGCUAGCAUUUUUGAUGUUCAAGAAGAUUCUGGAUUGGUAAUAACUCGAGUCAACCUUAAUGAAGAACCCACUACAAUUUUUAAGUUGGUGGUUGUUGCUUUUGAUGAUGGUGAGCCAGUGAUGUCCAGCAGUGCUACAGUGAAAAUUCUUGUGUUACACCCUGGAGAAAUACCACGCUUCACACAGGAGGAAUAUAGACCUCCUCCAGUAAGUGAACUCGCACCCAGAGGAACCAUGGUUGGUGUAAUUUCUGCAGCUGCUAUCAAUCAGAGUAUUGUGUACUCAAUCGUUGCAGGAAAUGAAGAAGGUGCAUUUGGAAUCAAUAACAUCACUGGUGUUAUUUAUGUAAAUGCCCCUUUGGACUAUGAGACAAAAACAAGCUAUGUCCUUCGAGUACAAGCUGAUUCCCUAGAAGUGGUCCUUGCCAAUCUCCGAGUUCCUUCAAAAAGCAAUACAGCCAAAGUGUAUAUCGAGAUUCAGGAUGAAAAUGAUCAUCCUCCAGUGUUUUCAAGAAAAUUCUACAUUGGAGGAGUAUCUGAAGAUGCAAGAAUGUUUACCUCUGUGCUUAGAGUAAAGGCUACUGACGUAGAUACUGGCAAUUAUAGUGCCAUGGCCUACAGACUUAUAAUACCACCAAUUAAAGAAGGGAAAGAAGGAUUUGUGGUGGAAACAUAUACAGGACUUAUCAAAACGGCUAUGCUCUUCCAUAACAUGAGAAGAUCUUACUUCAAGUUUCAAGUUAUUGCAACUGAUGACUAUGGGAAGGGGUUAAGUAGCAAAGCCGAUGUACUUGUUUCUGUUGUCAACCAAUUGGAUAUGCAAGUCAUUGUUUCUAAUGUACCCCCUACUCUGGUGGAAAAAAAAAUAGAAGAUCUGACAGAGAUUUUGGAUCGCUACGUUCAGGAGCAAAUUCCUGGUGCCAAGGUUGUGGUGGAGUCCAUUGGUGCUCGCCGACAUGGAGAUGCCUUUUCCCUAGAAGAUUACACCAAAUGUGAUUUGACUGUCUAUGCAAUCGACCCUCAAACCAACAGGGCCAUUGAUAGAAAUGAGCUUUUUAAAUUUUUGGAUGGCAAGCUGCUCGAUAUCAAUAAGGACUUUCAGCCGUAUUAUGGAGAAGGAGGACGCAUUCUGGAGAUCCGGACCCCAGAGGCAGUGACCAGCAUUAAAAAGCGAGGAGAAAGCCUGGGUUACACAGAGGGGGCCCUACUGGCCCUGGCCUUCAUAAUCAUCCUGUGCUGUAUUCCUGCCAUCUUGGUAGUUUUGGUCAGCUAUAGACAGUUUAAAGUACGCCAAGCAGAGUGCACCAAGACAGCCCGGAUCCAGUCAGCUCUUCCUGCAGCCAAACCAGCAGCUCCAGCCCCAGCUCCAGUAGCCGCACCCCUGCCUCCACCACCACCUCCUGGGGCUCACCUCUAUGAAGAACUUGGGGACAGCACCAUGCAUAAGUAUGAAAUGCCUCAGUAUGGAAGUCGCCGUCGUUUGUUACCACCAGCUGGACAGGAGGAAUAUGGUGAAGUGGUUGGUGAAGCUGAAGAGGAAUAUGAAGAGGAGGAGGAAAAGCCAAAGAAAAUUAAGAAACCAAAAGUUGAAGUUAUAGAACCUAGUGAGGAAGAAGAAGUAGUUGUAACUGUUGAAAAGCCGCCAGUUACUGAACCUACAUACACAACAUGGAAGAGAGCCAGGAUAUUCCCAAUGAUAUAUAAGAAAGUAAGAGGACUGGCAGAUAAAAGAGGUAUCAUUGACCUUGAGGCUGAAGAGUGGCAGAGGCGUCUUGAGGAAGAAGAUAAAGAUUAUUUGAGACUAACUCUGGAUCAAGACGAAGCUACAGAAAGUACAGUAGAGUCAGAAGAGGAAUCUUCAGACUACACUGAAUACACUGAAACUGAAUCAGAGUUUAGUGAAUCUGAGACAACAGAAGAAGAAUCUGAGUCAGAAACACCCUCUGAGGUAGAGGAGAGCUCUACUCCUGAAUCAGAAGAAUCUGAAUCCACAGAAUCAGAAGGAGAAAAGGCAAGGAAAAACAUUGUGCUUGCAAGGAGAAGACCUGUUGUUGAAGAAGUCCAAGAAGUCAAAGGUCGAAAAGAGAAGCCACCUGAAGAAGAACCUGAGGCAGAGGGAGAAGGAGAACACCCAGGAGAAGGAGAGGAAAGUGAACUGGCCCCACAGGAGGAAUCCACAGAUCUUGAAACUCAAGAUGUCACUGAAGAGGGCAGUGUAGGUUCAGCAUCUGUGGAAGGAGGUGUGGAAAGUGAAGGAGAAUCAGAAUCAGCCAGUGGUAGCAGUAGUAGUGAGAGUCAGACUGGAGGUCCGUGGGGCAUUCAGGUGCCGCAAUAUGACACAAGCAAGAAUGCAAACCAAAAGAAGACUCCAGGAGCAAAUGCUGAAGGUUACAACACAGCACUUUAA